Protomyces lactucae-debilis is the source of this 876-nucleotide messenger RNA. RefSeq lists its product as uncharacterized. The record is from RefSeq and is a predicted model, not a curated record. The transcript has a single exon. The annotation marks the transcript as partial. Gene Ontology annotation, cellular component: endoplasmic reticulum; SNARE complex. Lineage: Eukaryota; Fungi; Ascomycota; Taphrinomycetes; Taphrinales; Protomycetaceae. Gene Ontology annotation, biological process: retrograde vesicle-mediated transport, Golgi to endoplasmic reticulum.
UCGAUGCGCGAGAUUCAACACUACCUGACACGCAUACGUCGUGCCUACCUGAGUGUAUCAGACGACAAAGGCCAUCACAAACCCUCACUCGCCUCCCUCUCCUCCGUCGCUUCAUCCUCCACAGGCGAGAUUCAUCAUCUCACAGACAAGCAGCGUGAUGAAAUUGAUUAUGAAGUCAAAACAAGUCUACGCGAUGCUCUCAGUCGCGUUCAAGCGCUUGAGUCCGUUGAAUCGAAACGUCGUGCACAACUGGAAGGUACCUCGCGUUUUGCAAGAUGGUUGCGGGAUCCAGAUGUCGAUGCACAGGCUGCUCAACUCGGUGCGCAUCAUGUCUCUAUGACGUGGUAUCUCAAUCACUUCCUGGUAGGUCUCUCCAAUCAGCAUGCAGAGCAACGGACCAUUCGCUUUGAACGGGAGGAAGAGAAGCGACGACUGGCAAUGCCGUCUUCGAAGCGCUUUCAAGCGCCUGCGUACGGGUAUACCCUUGAUCCAGCAGAGCAAGCGGUCUCUGAGCAAGAAACAGAAGCUGCCUUACUAGAAACACUCUUGAGUCCUGCACAGCUACAGCAGUUUGAGGGAGAAAACACCAAGAUGAUGCAGGAGUUUGAGAAUAGCUUACAGCAGAUUCGCACAACGCAGGCGAAACUUGCAGAGAUUGCGGAACUCUCGACAGAGUUGCAGCGACACUUGGAACAGCAAACAGAUAUGACGGAUCGGCUGAUGGAAGAUGCGACAUUCACGUCAAUGACGGUGCGUCAGGGCAAUGAACAGCUUGGCAAAGCAAGAAAACGAAAUGCAUGGUAUACCAAGUUUGUGGUGACAAUCUUGCUUGUCCUUAGCUUUGUCUUGCUCUUCUUGGACUAUUAUGCUUCAUAA